Messenger RNA from Thecamonas trahens ATCC 50062, 1068 nucleotides. RefSeq lists its product as uncharacterized. Gene Ontology annotation, molecular function: oxidoreductase activity. Lineage: Eukaryota; Apusomonadida; Apusomonadidae. Bases 1 to 1068 code for a protein of 355 amino acids. The record is from RefSeq and is a predicted model, not a curated record. The transcript has 2 exons.
AUGUAUCUGGCCCUCCUCGCUCUUCCUACCACAUCCCCUCUGCUUGUGGUCACCCUCAUCAUUGUCGGCUACCUCUUCUCCGUCCGCUACUUUCGGUACACCUGGCAGCGUGAGACCGAGGACAUGCCACUCGCACGGUAUCGGGCCAUGGGUCGACUGGUGGCGCUGUAUGACAUGCCCACCAUUUCCCGAACUGCAUCCACCUUUGGCUUUUUUAUACCUACGCCGUUCCCUGAGUUCAAGAUCAAUGGACAGAAGCGGUAUGACGAUACGGAGCUGCUGCUGGCUGAAAUGGUUGAGCGAUGCGUGGAGGUUGGUCGAUCAGAGGCUGCUAUCGCCAGGCUCAACGUCAUCCACGGCGCGUACAACAUCUCUGAUGAUGACUACUUGUUCACGCUGACUUUGUUUGUCGUCCCGGCUGUGCAAUGGGUUGCGCGAUGGGGCUGGCGCCCCUUUACCGCUAAAGAGGCCGAUGCCAUCGCGCUGGCCUGGUCCGAGCUCGGCGCCAACAUGGGCAUGCCUGCUCAUCGCCUCCCGCUCGACUACGCGGGUUACCUUCAGAUGUUCAACGAGUACACGUCGCCAGACUCGCCCCACUACCGCAUCCGCCCGUCAGCAGCCGGCGCCGCUGUCACCCGCGACUCGCUCGAGACUGUCUACACUUGGGUGCCAGCAGCGGUUGUCCCGCUCCUCCGCCCAGCCCUCACCUGGCUCAUCCGCGGCUGCCUGCCAAGCGACGUCACGGCCGCCAUUGGCCUCGCUCCGGCGGGCCCAACGCAUCGCGCGCUCAUAUCGGGCUUCCUGCACCUCCGCGCCUUUAUCAUCCGCCACGCUUGUCUGCCGCGUCCGUCGUGGUGGCCGUACGUGGUGACCAGUGGUAAGGUGCUGCCGUCAGGCGCACGCGCUGCCCCGUGCUCGAGGUCCUACCGCGCUACCGGCUACUGCAUCGGAUCGCUGGGCCCGGCCAAGUUUGCAGCGGCUCCAACGUCCGAGGCGCAUCCACCGACUAUCCACGCCGCCAAUGUGGCGGCGUGGAUGGCCCGCCGCGACGCACACUACGGCUGGUGA